Messenger RNA from Homarus americanus (American lobster), 1419 nucleotides. Its product is annotated as glucose-6-phosphatase 2-like. Gene Ontology annotation, biological process: gluconeogenesis; glucose 6-phosphate metabolic process. Lineage: Eukaryota; Metazoa; Arthropoda; Malacostraca; Decapoda; Nephropidae. Gene Ontology annotation, cellular component: membrane. Gene Ontology annotation, molecular function: glucose-6-phosphatase activity. The transcript is spliced from 8 exons. The coding region runs from base 158 to 1147 and encodes 329 amino acids. The record is from RefSeq and is a predicted model, not a curated record.
UUCAGCGCCAUCUCCAGGACAAGCAUUCAACCAACAAAUAGAGAGUGAAUUACACUACAGUACUACUGUCAGUAGUAGGUCAUUUUGAUAUUCCUUGGUACAAACACUCCAGUCGCCCGACAGACGACACGACAGCAGAGCUGGUGCAGGGUGAAAAAUGCAGGAAUUGGACAUUGAGGCCUUGGGUGUCACUGAUCGAUGGAAUCUCAAGAGUGUGGAGGUUAUUUCCUCUUUACAGCACCACCUUGAACCAUAUGAGUCAUGGGUAGUGCAAGCAUCUGUAUUGGGUGACAAUCGAGAGGCAUUUACGUUUUUCUUCCCUCUUCUUGCCGGCCUCGGUAAUGAGUUAGGAGCACAAGCCCUCUGGGCAUCUCUAUUAGUAGAAUGGUCAAAUCUGCUUUUGAAAUGGAUAUUCAAAGGGGACCGCCCGUACUGGUGGAUAGGUGAGACGCCACUUUACAAUGAUGAAACUCAACCUCAGUUGCGACAAUUUCCUAACACAUGUGAGUCGGGGCCAGGCACGCCAUCAGGACACCUUAUGAUGAAUGUAGCGCUGUUUUAUGUGGCGUCCAAAGGCAUCACCAGACACUUCAUAUGGAAAUCCAAAGCUUUGAAUACCUGCCAGAAGGGUAUUUUGUCAGCCACGGUGUACUCAGUGUAUUUGAUGUGGAUUGGAGUAAUUUUUGUCUCCCGGCUCUACAUCCAAGCACACUUCAUCCAUCAGAACAUCUUAGGGAUAAUUGCUGGUAAGCCAGGACAUCCUACUUCCUAUCAUGAUGGGUUGGUACGCCUCAGUAAAGUGCAGGCAGUCAUUCUGGCGUGUUUCCUCUUUGGUACAGUUAUGUCAGCUUACUCACUGCUGAUCUGUUAUGGAAUGGAUCCUUUGUGGUCAUUGCCAUUGGCUCUUAAGCAUUGUACUCACCCAGAAUAUGUGAAGAUUGAUACACAGCCAUUCUAUAUAGUGAUGAGAUUCACAGGAGCAGCUUUGGGACUAGGUUUGGGCCUUUCAUCAGACCAGCGUUAUGUUGUCCUAAAUACUCCAAGAAAUUUUAUUCGCACAAUACUAACCAUAAAAGGAGGAAUUCUGAUUGGAAGAAUGGUGGCAAUGAUUCAGGCAAGUUUACCAACUAGUAGGUAUUGUUCCUGACUCUGACCCUGGGCAUCAACAUUCCCUUCAUCAUCAUCGCCCUGCUGCCUCAUUUUCUUCUCACUGUAUAUUACUCAAACUAGAAAUAUGUAUUAUAGGUCAAUACUGUACUGUACAUUAACUGUGAAAUACCAGUAAGUGUGAUAAUAACAAGUCGGUCCAGUAAAGAAUCUCCACCGGACUCAGUGAUGUGUUCAACUUGUGAUGGUAAAGAAUGUACAAACCUUAAGGAAUUGUAUAUACUACAGUAAUUAAAUUAUUUCAAUUUUCAA